Molecule: messenger RNA, 582 nt
Organism: Musca vetustissima
Lineage: Eukaryota; Metazoa; Arthropoda; Insecta; Diptera; Muscidae
Gene: elm
Product: calcineurin B homologous protein 1
Exons: 3
Coding region: 10-579 (189 amino acids)
Molecular function (GO): calcium ion binding
Source: RefSeq, a predicted model, not a curated record
ACAGACAGCAUGGGUAACAAAUCAUCACUAUUGUUGCGUCCCGAGGAAAUUGCACAGAUUCAAGAAGAGACUGGAUUUACCCCCAAUCAAAUUGAACGUUUGUAUUCUCGAUUCACCUCUUUGGAUCGUGGAGAUUGUGGCACAUUGUCUCGCGAUGAUUUCUUGAGGAUUCCUGAAUUGGCCAUUAAUCCUUUGUGUGAACGUAUUGUGCAUGCCUUCUUUGCCGACAGUACCGAUGAUCGUGUCAAUUUCCGUCAAUUUAUGAAUGUUUUGGCCCACUUCCGACCAAUUAAGACCAAGAAGGAGAAUAAACUGAAUUCACGUGAAGAUAAAUUGAAGUUCGCCUUCAAAAUGUACGAUUUGGAUGAUGAUGGCGUGAUCAGCCGCGAUGAACUGUUGAGCAUUUUGCACAUGAUGGUCGGUGCCAAUAUCAGUCAAGAUCAAUUGGUUAGCAUUGCGGAACGUACCAUUUUGGAAGCCGAUUUAUGCUGUCAGGGUAAAAUUUCAUUUGAGGAUUUCUGCAAGGCGUUGGAGCGCACAGAUGUUGAGCAAAAAAUGUCCAUUCGUUUCUUGAAUUAAAUG